CCGCUUUCAUACAUCACUGAAUACCGUGGAUAUAGUUAGCCGAAGUUACGACUGAACAUUUGAUUGAUAAAACGGUGCUCGGCUCUCUGCCAAAUGUUUUAAGUUAGCUACGAGGAAAAUAUAUAAUUUGUUUCCAGAAGCAGCUCAUUCAAUUGUAUAUAUUACGGUUCCGAUUUUCUAAUGUCGUUGUGAGAAGUGGUGGACGUCAAAAUAUGGAGUUUCUAUGGAUUUGGCCUUUCCUUGCAGGUUUUUCAGUAUUUGCUUGGGCACAGAAUAAGGGACCGAAUGAAAAGAAAGAAAAAAGGACAGACUUGCUGAUGCGUAUUCUUAGUUACAAAGAUUUGGAGAACCCGCCAAACUACGAUUCUGAUAAAAUCACAGUCAUCGAGGCUGACUUGAACGUAAACAGUUUUGAUUCCAUCAAUGAGGCAAACAUGGAUUUCAAGAUUUCUGUGAUGUUGCACCUGCGCUGGACCAAUAAUUUGAUCACUAACCAGUUCACCUCAGUCAAGAGCACUUUGGAUUAUGUGGAGCUGGACGCCACGAAGAUGGGGCGUCUGUGGGUCCCCGAUUUAUACUUUCCCAACGAAAAACGAUCGAACUUUUUUAACGUGAUGACGGACAAUAAGAUGAUGAGGUUACACCGAAAUGGAACUAUAGACUACACAACCAGGAUAUCGCUAACGCUUUCUUGUCCUAUGAAGUUAGAGAGGUUUCCAUUUGACAAACAAACAUGUUCCAUUAAGAUAGAAAGCUUUGGUUACACGACCAGCAGUAUACAGCUUAGAUGGUCCAACAUUUCCGAAAAUGCUGUAGCUCUGAACCAGACCGACCUGCCGCAAUUUGAAAUCACGGGGAGGAACUACUCACAUCGCGAGAGAACCCAUCGAUUUAGAGGAAAUUUCAGUUACCUUCAGGCCGAUUUUCAUCUAGAGCGCAACAUAGGCUAUUACAUGAUACAAAUGUACAUUCCCAGCCUCCUGAUUGUUUUACUAUCCUGGGUCUCUUUCUGGCUCAAUGUCAACUCAGUACCAGCCCGAAUUUCCUUAGGAGUUCUCUCGGUUCUAACAAUCACUACCCAGAGUUCUGCUGUGAAUGCGUCACUUCCCCGCGUUUCUUACAUCAAGGCCAUCGACAUCUGGAUGACGACAUGUCUGGUGUUUGUAUUUGCGGCCCUGAUUGAGUUCUCAGUUGCCAAUGUACUGAGUCGUAAUAACAGCUCGGAAAAAGAAUUUCUGCAGAGCAUUUUUCGCAUGACUAAAAUCGGUCGAAUAGAAAAAGAAAAGAAUGGUAAUGACGUAACGAAAGGCCUUCGGCAUCGUCGACAGAGUCAGAUAGACGCUGAAAAGAAAGAUCUCAUCGUAAACGAGUAUGGUAAUGUUAAUCUAAAGCCAGAAGCCAAAGAGAAGACAGAAAAACUCCAACAAAACAAGGGUCUGGUCUACGCUUCCUAUCUGGAUGUCACGUGCAGGGUCCUUUUUCCAACGAUAUUUAUAAUCUUUAACAUCGUCUACUGGGUGUAUUUCUGGAAAUUAACCGUCAACUGAUCAUUAUCAUUCCCUGCAUAGCUAUGUCCAAAAAAAACCGACUAUUAGUUGUUGUCGAUACGACCUACCCUAUAUCAAUUGUUAAAACUUAUCAGGUGUCAUUGUUAUAUAGUUUAUUCAAUUCUCGGAUUACUUUCUAAACAUUGAUUUUGAUGUAUUUUCGUAUGAUGUAUAUUGGGUUCGUUUCAAGUAUUGUACACAUGUAUAAACAAUAUUUGAAAAAGAUGUUGCUUUUCAUCCUCAUCAUCCGUCCGUGAAUUUAGUGGGGUUUCUGUUUUGUUCUUACCAUGCACUUCUCGCACCAUUUCUUGAUUUCAUACGACAUCAUAUGGAACUAGACCUAAAUUGAAAUGUUGUUUGUUUUCUGUUUGCGACCCUUUAUUUUGUCCUAUAAGUAGCUAAGUGGGUAGAAAUAUAUUUUCAUUGGUGGGGCGGCGGCUACAAAACGGUGAUAUUUUUAAUGACUAGAUCCAUCUUGCCAAGACUAUUUUGUUUAGGUAAAGAGCGUACACAAUUUUCAUUUUAAAAUGCAGGAAAAGGUUCGUCUUUGAAAUGAUUUAGUAAUUCUAAAGAUACAAUAAUGAAAACAAUUAAAUUCAGUCAGUUUAUCUUUUUGGGUCGGUCAAUAAUUGAAAACAAAACAAAAUUUUGAUUAAGGCUCCAUCCAAACAAGGUACAUUAUUGGAAGUAAAGAAUACUCGAUGCCACACAUUAACUAAACAUAUGCCAUAUCAAUUAGUACUGUUUAGGACUGUGAUCAUGUGCAAUACUUGUAGUAUUUCUAAAUGAUUUUGUUAUUGUCGACUUCUACAUGUACAUGUAACGAUCACUUGAUGAACAUGUUCACUGAGGCCUCCGUGUGUUACUGUGUGAUCACUAACACGUGGUUUUUGUUUUGUUUUGCGGUACUAACACUCUACUCGCUGUGAAGUACAUGUGUAUUGGACUGUUAUACAUUGUGAUUCCACUGGUUUUCAGUAUUGUUACAAAAUAAAAAUUAAAAAAUUCGA
This is a messenger RNA of Ostrea edulis (European flat oyster), 2557 nucleotides long. Its product is annotated as glycine receptor subunit alpha-3-like. Lineage: Eukaryota; Metazoa; Mollusca; Bivalvia; Ostreida; Ostreidae. The transcript has 8 exons. Bases 213 to 1547 code for a protein of 444 amino acids. Gene Ontology annotation, molecular function: neurotransmitter receptor activity; extracellular ligand-gated monoatomic ion channel activity; transmembrane signaling receptor activity. Gene Ontology annotation, cellular component: membrane; synapse; neuron projection. The record is from RefSeq and is a predicted model, not a curated record. Gene Ontology annotation, biological process: nervous system process; chloride transmembrane transport; chemical synaptic transmission.